AUGGCGGCUAUCCUCAAACUUCAGCGCAAAUAUCCCCAGUUCCCUCAGAACGAAAUCUUCCAGUUGCAAGAUGCCUUUCGCAAACUCGAUGUCGACGACAAGGGCUAUCUUGACGAGGCCACCGUCAUCAAGGCUACCCAGCAGUCCGAAAGACAAUCCUAUGAUGUAGUGAGACAGGCGCUGAAAGAGGUGGACCUUGACAGCUCACGGCGGGUGGAACUGGAGGAUUAUGUCGACCUGAUCGCAAAGGUGCGCGAUUCAUCUCCUGCGCAACGACGCUUGUCCGUUGGCGCUCAAAGACCUGCGGCUGGCAACGGUCUUCCUUCCUCCUCGGGGCAUGCUUCAAAGCCCAGCAUCGGCGGAGGCGGAAAGAUUCACGUUCAAGGCUCUUCUGCCAACGUUACGCACACCAUCAACGAGGAAGAGCGAACCGCUUUUACCACCCACAUCAAUGCUGUCCUUGCCGGCGAUCCCGACAUCGGCCAUCUCUUGCCCUUCCCCACCGAUACUUUCGAGAUGUUUGACCAUUGCAAGGAUGGUUUGGUCCUGUCAAAACUUAUCAAUGACAGUGUCCCGGAUACCAUUGAUGAACGUGUGCUGAACAAGCCCGGAAAGAAGAUCAAGACUCUCAAUGCAUUCCACAUGACGGAGAACAACAACAUUGUCAUCGAGUCCGCCAAAGGUAUCGGCUGUUCCGUAGUCAAUGUUGGUGCAGGGGACAUCAUCGAGGUUCGAGAGCAUUUGAUCUUGGGUCUCAUUUGGCAGGUCAUCCGACGGGGUCUUCUGGGAAAGAUUGACAUCAAGCUGCAUCCCGAGCUGUAUCGACUUUUGGAAGAAGAUGAAACUCUGGACCAAUUCCUUCGCCUACCGCCCGAACAGAUCUUGCUUCGGUGGUUCAAUUACCAUCUCAAGAAUGCCAACUGGCCACGAAGAGUAGCAAACUUUUCCGGCGAUGUCAAGGACGGUGAGAACUACACCGUUCUGCUCAACCAGUUGAAACCAGACGUCUGCUCUCGAGCUCCCUUGCAGACGCGAGAUCUCCUCCAACGCGCCGAAGAAGUCCUCCAGAAUGCCGAAAGGAUUGACUGCCGAAAGUUCCUGACGCCAACUGCCCUAGUCGCGGGGAAUCCAAAGCUCAACCUGGCCUUCGUCGCCAACCUCUUCAACACCCACCCAGGCCUAGACCCGCUCGAGGAAGGUGAAAAGCCCGAGAUUGAAGAUUUUGAUGCAGAGGGCGAGCGGGAAGCCCGUGUAUUCACCCUCUGGCUGAACAGUCUCGACGUCCAACCACCGGUCCACUCCUUCUUUGAUGAUCUGCGCGAUGGAACGAUUCUCCUUCAGGCAUACGACAAAGUCAUUCCCGGCAGUGUCAACUUCCGUCAUGUGAACAAGCCUCCUGCGCACGGCGGCGAAAUGUCGCGGUUCAAAAUGGUGGAGAAUACCAACUACGCCGUUGAAUUGGGCAAACAGAAUCGCUUCUCUCUCGUGGGUAUUCAAGGUGCAGAUAUCACUGAUGGCCAGCGCACUUUGACUUUGGGGCUGGUCUGGCAACUUAUGCGCCGAGAUAUCGUGUCGACCCUUUCCGGACUCGCGCAACGCAUGGGCAAGCGGGACUUGAGUGAUUCGGACAUGAUAAAAUGGGCCAAUGAGAUGUCCCGCAAGGGUGGCAGGACCUCUUCCGUCAGGUCAUUCAAGGAUCCCGCGAUCACGAGCGGUAUCUUCCUGUUGGACGUUUUGAACGGCAUGAAAGCGAACUAUGUCGACUACGAUCUUGUUACGCCUGGCAAGACGCCUGAUGAUGCCUACGCCAACGCCAAGUUGAGUAUAAGCAUUGCCAGAAAAAUGGGUUCUACGAUUUACCUCCUCCCCGAUGAUAUCAUCCAAGGACGCGCAAGAUUGGUUACCACUUUUGUCGGUGCCCUCAUGCGGACGGCUGAGAAGCUGGGCGUCUAG
Fonsecaea nubica is the source of this 1953-nucleotide messenger RNA. RefSeq lists its product as hypothetical. The record is from RefSeq and is a predicted model, not a curated record. Gene Ontology annotation, cellular component: actin filament; actin filament bundle; cytoplasm. Gene Ontology annotation, molecular function: calcium ion binding; actin filament binding. Gene Ontology annotation, biological process: actin filament bundle assembly; actin filament network formation. Bases 1 to 1953 code for a protein of 650 amino acids. NCBI's taxonomy places the organism in Eukaryota, Fungi, Ascomycota, Eurotiomycetes, Chaetothyriales, Herpotrichiellaceae. The transcript has 3 exons.